Schistosoma mattheei is the source of this 6281-nucleotide messenger RNA. Lineage: Eukaryota; Metazoa; Platyhelminthes; Trematoda; Strigeidida; Schistosomatidae. The record is from the annotation of a GenBank genome assembly.
GAACUAUACAGCGGCGUUAAUUUCUCACAAGGUCCCCAGCGGGCGUUGUGAUUAUAGUCCAUUAGUUGUUAUUGUGAUCGUUGUUGUCUAUUUAUCAGUAUUGAGUUUUUAGUCAGCAAAAUUUAUAUUAGAUCAUGUACUUCGGCCAAAUUUUAUGUUCUCCCAUAAUGCUGCUACAAGUUAAUAUUUCGGGGAAAUUCAUGUAAGAUAUGAAAAGUGCUAGACAGUUUGUUUUUGAUGGACUACCAGUGGAAAGCACUUCGAAAGCAUAUACAAGUUCUUCGGAAGACAAGACCGUUGUAGAUUUUGCUUCUCCAAGUAGUACCAACAGCAAAAACUCUAGGGGGUUCUCUGAAAACUUCUUUUACGUUCCUGCGUAUUGUACAACGCUCCAUUGGUGGUGGAGGUUAAAGUUUUUGCGUUUUGAAGAAUUUGUUUGUGCACACCAUUGGAAGGUUCUCAGUUCCAUAGUAGUACUUAGUCUAUUUUGUUUUGGCCUGAAAGCGGUUACUGUCGACACUAAUUUUGACAAGCUGUGGAUUGAAGAAAGUGAUCGUCUUACUGCUGAGUGGAAGUAUUUAACUAAAGCAUUACAAAAUGUUCAUACUGAAACAUUAUAUGGUGAUUUGUAUUAUUUUUCAAAAGAUACUAAAUUGUCUAGAAUGACAUAUCAUUCUCAGAGAGAUGAAAUAGACGAAAAAGAGACUGAUAUAUUUUCUUUACCAUCAACUAUGUCCAAAUCUAAAACUGAAACAGAUUCAUCCCUGAAUAGUCGUGAAUAUAUGGGUAGUAUGGAGACAAUAUUACAAACUACUAUACCAUAUACUAGCAGUCAAACAUUUUCUGAGCAUAUUAAAUCAUCAAAUUAUAUCCAUUCAGAUAAUAUUAAUGAUAACAGCAAUGUUGACAAUGAUAAUUAUGUUGAUAUUCUAACUCCUCAAGCUUUAUUAGAUCAUAUGGAGUUUUUGAUCAAAGUAAGACGACUUACAAUAACAGUUGGUUCAUCAAAAUGGUCUUUUAAAGAUUUAUGUCAACGUGUUAGCCUACCGUUCGGUGUGGAAAUGCAUCAUUUACAAGCUUAUCUGGAUAUGAUUAUACCGUGCAUUAUUAUCACACCAUUGGAUUGUUUUUGGGAAGGUGCAAAAGUUCUUGGUCCUGAGGAAGCAAUGUGGGUCCCUUGGUUUGAUGAACGCACUCUACUUCAAUGGACAAAUAUUGAUCCUGUUGGAUUACUUCAAGACCUUUCUAAACGCUAUGGAAAUUAUUCACAAACUGAAAUUAAAAAUCUAAUUAAUCUAUUUUAUGAUUCUGGUAUUAAUCAUGGCUAUUUGAAUCGUUCUUGUUUAGAUCCAUUAGAUCCAGCUUGUCCAGUAUCAGCCCCUAAUUAUAGAGGAAAGGCUCCAUAUAUCUCCAAGAUACUUAGUGGUGGUUGUCCAGGAUUCGCUUCCAAAAUGCUUCAUUGGCCAGAGGAAAUAAUAGUUGGUGGUCGAAUUCAUACUAAUAAUAGUUUUGAUAUACCUUUACAUACAAAUCACCAAAAAGUUUCAUUUGAUUUAAAUCAAAAUAAAACUAGAUCUUCAAAAUCUUCUGAUCACUUUCUUUUAUCUUCGUCAGUUAAAUUCAAUAAAACCAGUCAGGGUUCAAAAAAUCUUUCUUAUCUAAUAAAAGCUAAUUCACUUCAAUCACUUAUCUUGUUGAGAUCUCCAAGAGAUUUAUAUGAGGCAGUUAGACGAAAUGAUCCUUACAAACAUGAAGAUUGGACAUUGGAUGAUGCUAGACAUGUUUUACGUGAAUGGAGACGGAAUCUAAGACGUUUGAUAAUAGAACACAACACUGGUUUACAACCUAAUGUUGGAUGGCGAUUUUUCGCAUUUACUAGCGCUUCAUUACAUGACCUCUUACAAGAGAUUACACUCCGUCUAGGACCUCUCACAUUGAUUGGCUGUCUUUUGUUAGUGGUUCUUUAUGGCGUUGUCUGUCUUCUUGGUUGGCGAGAUCCUGUUCGUUCACAGUGUUGGUUGGCAUUAUGCGGACUGAUGCUUAUAGCGUUGUCUUCAGUGGCUGGAUUGGGAAUAUGUGCAGCUGUUGGUAUUCCUUUCAAUGUAUUAACCAUUCAGGUAUUACCUUUUCUUCUCCUUGGUCUGGGUGUAGACAGUAUAUUUGUUUUGACCACUUGUCAUGAAUGCUGUAUCGCUCGACGUGUUGUUUUGUUGACAAAUUCAUCGCCUCCUUCGGAUUUGAGCACUUCGUCGUCAGCAUUCUCCUUAUCUUCAUGCUCGUCGAAAUCAUCCAAUCCUGUCCACGUAUUAUCUGUACAUGGUCCCAGUCUACUUUUUGGUACAAUAUCUUUAGCUGGUGCUUUCUUUUCUGCUGCAUUUAUCCCCGUCCCGUUAAUUCGCCAAUUCUGUUUACAGGCUGGUAUUCUUAUUGUUGUACAAUCGAUCAAUGUAUUUAUGCUCUUCCCUGUUCUAUUACAACUUGAUGCCACUCGUCGUAAUCAAAAGCGUUUAGAUGUGUUGUGUUGUUUACGUCAACCGCAACUAGAAACAACGAUGAUGUCAAAUCCCCCCAAAUUAACCACUUUUUGUCAAUGUGAAUCAUGUCAUUUACGACCAUUUAAUUACUAUUCUGGUAGUAAAAAUUUAAUUCCUAGUCGUUGUCAUCGUCAUCAUCAUCACCACCACCAUCACCAUCAUCAUCAUAAUCAUAAUCAUCACUAUCAUUGUCGACAUUGUCGUUAUAUAAACUCAAAAAAAUUAACAGGGGGUAGUCGUGAUAUUUCUAUUAAUUUACCAGAGACAUGUAUCAGUUCUAGUUUUUCACAUCCAACUAUACAAGUCAAUGUAGUUAAUCAUCUUCCUAGAUCAAAACGUUCAUCGUCUUCUUCCAAUUUUAAUAAUGAAGUUACUAAAGCAGUUGUCAAGACAACAGCUAAUUCUAAUGCUAAUACUGUUCAUACUACAGUUACUCUAACUGGGAAUCAAGAUAAAGAAACAAAUACUACUAAUAAUAUUUCAGAGUCUAGUGGAACUGAAAAUGUAUCAGUUUUGGAGUGUGGAAAAAACUGCCCUACUUGUCAGGAAGUUACUUCAAUACCAGAGCAAGGAAGUCUACAGAAAUGCGUAAAUAAAUCCGAAUCUUAUUCAGAGUCCAGAACAACUAUCUCUUCUUCAUUGCUUAUACGGUUCACUAGACACUUUGCUUUUUUCAUUACUAGUCAUUGGAGUAUACAACUGUGUAUAUGCUUAUUAGGUCUUGGAUUAUUUUGUGCAGCUGUGCUUUGUGCAACUUUUAAACUACGCUUAGGUUUGGAUUGGUCCAGUUUAACACCUUCAGAUACCAUUGAAUAUGGAUUUAUAAAAACGGCGGGUCAAGCCUUUGGUUUGAGUAAUUUUCAUAUUAUUGCUCGUGGUUCUGAUCUGCCUGGUUCUCGGCCGGUAUCCAGUCAGUCACUAGCACAAUAUACAACUUCAACAGCUUCCGGUGGAACUUCUGCCCGAUCCCGCGUAAGCUUGGCUACUGUCGGACGAGGGAUAGACUUUCCAAUGCAACAGCGCCGUCUACGUUGGAUGUAUGACUGUUUAACCGGUGUUUCAGGCGUUAUGUUAUCUGGACGAAAGGUGUGGCUAGAUACAAUGCGUGAUUGGUUGGAAGAGGUACAAAAUGCAUUUGAUAAAGAUCGUAAACGAGGAUACAUUAUGGAUAGUGGACAUUGGAAUGCCAACGCAAGUGAACUUGGUAUUCUUGGUUUGCGAUUAAUCGUUCAAACUGACCGUGGUCCUGAGUUAAGUAGAAUCAAUACUGGUCGCAUAGUACGUGGUGGUAUAGUAGAUCCACCAGCUUUCUAUACACUAUUACGCGUUUGGCGUUCCAAAGACGCUUUGAACUUUUCUUCUCUACCCUGUAUUAUUUACCCAGAACCAAGCAUAGUUCAUGUAGGUCGUCUAACUGGUCCUGGACGCCCUUCAGAUCUGCAUGCAUUAUCUCCGGCUGAACCAAUCGAAUUUGUUCAAACAAGCUUUUACGCUGUAGGUGUUAGCGAAAUGAACUCACAGCUUGAUUUAGUUCAGCAAAUUCGACAUAUUACAGAAACUGCAACCGUUCAGGGUGUUCCAGCUUUUCCUACUGGUGUUCCGUUUACAUUUGUUGAACAUUAUAUUUAUUUGGUUCGAGAGACAGCAAUCGCUUUCGGCAUAUUUUUGUCCAGUGGUUUAGGGGCUAGGAUAUCUGUUGGAUUUCUUGGAUCUUGGCCAGUAUCUCAUUUGUAUACAGAUUCAUCUUCGAAUCGGUCAACUCGUAAAAUAUGCUUAUGUCAGUCUAAUUCAUCAUAUGGAUGUACGGUAUCUGAUUCAGUUCAAUUUUGUACUCGUGUUCAAAAUCCCAAAUAUGAUUCCAAACAAAUUACACUGUCUAAUUCACCUUCGUUUGCUCUUAAUACUACUAUUACCGUUUCGGAACGUCGUCAACUAGUUAGGGGUCAAAUAGUUCGUAUACUGAGUAAUCAUUUUACUCCAGCUUUUCAUGCUACAGUUGGACUUUUGUUAGCGUUAUCUUUACUCGUUGCUGCUCGUGUACAGUUUAUAGCUGAUUACUUUUUCCGUCUGAUCGUUAUUGUUAGCUUUGUUUGUUUAUUCAAUGCUGUGUGUUUAAUACCAACUAUCUGUUAUCUGAUUGGUCCAUUCCAUAGCCGUUUCAUACUUGGACGACGUAAUUUGUCGAAUAUUACUUCAACAUCACAUAAAUCACCAAUACAACAAGACGAUACCAACUAUCCUUCUCAUCUUUCUCCAGCAGUGAAUAAAACUAUUCAUUAUCUGAAAUGUCAUCCAUCAGGAAUAAAUUUUAAUUCUGAACAACAUCAUAUCAAUAUGAUAAAUGAUUCACAGUCAUCUUUUUCAAGCUCACCUUCUAAUAUGUCUCCAAGUCUAUCAUCAUCAAGUUCUUCUCGUUCAUCCAGUUCCUUUAGUCAUUCAGAACAGAAUCAUAAUGAUGAAUCUAGUCAAAAUAUGAAAAUCUCUAGUAAAACAGAAUCAAUUUAUAAAGAGUCUAACUGUUUAACUGUGAAAGAAUCACCAAAAGAUAUUGUUCAUCAUGUUUUGAAUUAUUCAAAUGAUCAUUCUACUUGGAUGAAUCGUUCGACUGAACAAUGUUCAUCAAAUGCUGCCGCUACGGCAGCAGCGGCCGCCGUUGUUGUUGCCGCAGCAGCCGCCGCGUCUGUUCGAUCUCGACCACCUAGUCUAAGUACUAUUUCAGAAGAACCUUCUCAUUCCAGCUCAACUGUAAGUUUAAACCAUACUACUCCACCAAAUAGUGGAAAUGGUUCUGGAUGUAGUAGUACUGGUAGUAGUAGUAGUAAUAAUAAUAAUAGUGGUUAUUUGCCAAAUUUCGAAAAUGAAGAUAUUUCAUUGAAUCCUACUGCAUCUUUUAAUUCUGUUGGUUCGAUAAAAAACUACUUUACAUCACAAAAUCUGCCACUCAGUCUUGUCACCUCAGUUGAUCUUAUCAGGAUGAGCAGACUUUUAAAUCCAAAUAUUUCUGCUAAUGAGAUAUGCGAAAGUUUAUGUAGCUCAAUUACAUCUCCUGCUUCUUCCAAUAUUCAUACGUCUGUUAAAGUCAUCGAACUAGUAACACCUGUUGGACAAAAUGAAAAUAUCCCACCACCUUCAUAUUCAAGUGUAGUUAACCAAUCUCACUCUAUCGGGCGUGAUAGAUCCUCUCAACGCAUAUCAGUUUCGUCUCAUCAACAAAAAGCUUAUAGAGGUCAUGAUAUUUCUACCCGUGUAUCAGAUAACGAGACAUCUGUUAAGUCAUUUGCAGAUAAUUAUGAGAUCUCUGAUCCUACUACACAAUUGGCUGCCAAUAAUAUUUUUCAGCCUAAUUCUCACACUACCUCAUCAUCAUCCUCAUCAAAAACUUUUAAGACUAAUUAUCACCAUUUAAGAAAGAAAAAUGUAUCAUUAGUAUUUUCAUCUCCUAAUCAUUUACAUCAAACUACACCAGUAAAUACAAGCUCAAACUGUAAAAUCUCACAAUUACCUAAUACCGGUUCAAAUUCUUCAAGUACACAUUUGAAUGUAAAUAUUUCACAUUCAUGUCAUAAUCAUAAACACUGUUGUUCUAAUUGUAUAAUUACUCAUUGUAAUUCAAGGUCAAUAAAUGAUGAUUACAAUAGUGGCAGCAACCACAAUGCUAAUGCCAAUAUUCAUCAUCAAGGUACUAGUCACAUUGUUUUAUCGGAUUCUAAUUCAGAUAGUCAAAUUAAAAAAUCUCACAAUACUUAA